AUGUUUAGAAGAAGGCCAAAGGUACUAAAUGCAAAACUCGACAAGCAAAGGCACUUGAGAAAGCUAGAAAACCACCAAGAAACUUUCUUGAGCUUUUACACGAGGCAAAUCUGGAGUCUUUGCCACCUCAAGUCCAUCUUACUUAAGAGCAGCAGUAGGGCCUCCAAACCAUAUAUACAUGACGAUACUCGUUGUCUCAAAUUUGUUGCCUGA
Molecule: messenger RNA, 213 nt
Organism: Linum trigynum
Lineage: Eukaryota; Viridiplantae; Streptophyta; Magnoliopsida; Malpighiales; Linaceae
Source: the annotation of a GenBank genome assembly